Messenger RNA from Rotaria socialis, 2784 nucleotides. Lineage: Eukaryota; Metazoa; Rotifera; Eurotatoria; Philodinida; Philodinidae. The record is from the annotation of a GenBank genome assembly.
AUGUUAUUGGACUAUUCGUAUUUCAAUAGUUAUAGCUUAUUAUUUUUUCUUUGUGUAUGCCAUGGAUAUCUUGUUAUACUUAUUCAUUCUAUUACUGUUGCCCAUCAACUUCCAAUUGAUAUAUUACCUCCGAUAUCAAGUAAAAACGAUAAAACUUUAUGGAUUGGUGGAAUGUUUCCUCAAACAGGAGAAUGGGCCGGUGGUGAAGCUGCUUUUCCUGCAGCUAUUAAAGCUUUAAAUCAAAUAAAUCAACGUGAAGAUAUUUUAUCCGGUUAUUAUCUAAAUUUAUCUGCUUACGAUACACGAUGUUCGCCUGGUUUGGGUACAACUAUUCUCUAUGAAUUGCUCUAUAAUAAAACAUUUGGUAGCGUAAAUAGUUCCAUAUUAAUGUUACUUGGUCCAGCUUGCAGUCCUGUAUCUACAGCUGUUGGCGAAGCAGCUAAAAUGUGGAAUUUAAUUGUACUUUCAUAUGGAUCAAGUUCACCAGCACUAUCAAAUCGUGAUCGUUUUCGUACGUUUUUUCGUACACAUCCACCUGCUACAUUACAUAAUCCAACACGUAUAAAGUUUUUUGAUUUAUUUGGUUGGAAACGUAUUGCCAUACUGAUUCAAACAGAAGAAGUCUGGCAAUCAACCGCUGAACAUUUAGAAACAUUAGCACGUGCACAUAAUGUUCAUAUUGCUGUACGACAAUUAUUUGAUAAUGAUCCUUCACAUGCCAUUAGUAAUUUAAAAAAGGAUGAUAUUCGUAUUAUUGUUGGAUUAUUCUAUGAAGAAAAAGCUAGAAAAGUCUUUUGCAAAGCUUAUCAACAAAAUUAUUAUGGAGAAAGUUAUGUAUGGUGGUUGAUUGGAUGGUACGCUGAUAAUUGGUUUAUGAAAGUACAUGAUGUUGAAUGUACAACUGAAGAAAUGUCACGAGCAGUUGAAGGACAUUUUACAACAGAAAUUCAGAUGUUAACUGAUGCAACAACAAAAUCAAUAUCAGGUUUAACAGCUCAAGAAUUUAUAACUGAUCUUAAUUCAACAUUGAGACACCUAUUUCCUACAAAACCUAUUGAAUCUGUCGGUGGUUAUGUUGAAGCACCUCUUGCUUAUGAUGCAACAUGGGCACUAGCAUUAGCACUUAAUCGUUCAUUAGAAAGAGCAAAUUUAGAAGAAUGGACUUACGGAAAUAAAGACAUGAAAGAAAUUAUGAUGGAAGAUAUGGAAAAAACAGAUUUUUUUGGUGUUUCGGGUUCAGUAAAAUUUGAUAAAUUAGGUAAUCGAAUGUCAAAAGUUGUUGUUGAACAACUUCGAAAUGGCCUCUAUCAUCGUUUGGCUCGUUUUGAUGCUGAAAAAGGUUCGAUUGAAUGGUUGAGUGGUGAAGAACCAGAUGGUAGUCGCUGUUGGAAUUAUAGAUAUAAUUAUUCAUCAAAUAAUGAAAAACGUCGUUCAGCUCCAUUUGAUCAACUGCAGAUUUCUCAUCAAGUUCAAGAAAUAUCACGUCCAUUGUAUUUAACAAUGAGCUGUUUUGCAGCACUUGGUCUUCUUUUUGCUAUUGUUUGUCUUAUAUUAAAUAUUGCUUAUCGAAAGCGAAAAUUUAUUUGGCAAUCAAAACCCAUGUAUAAUAAUUGUGCUUUGAUUGGUGGUAUUAUUUGUUUAGCGGAUGUAUUUUUACUUGGAGCUGAUAGUCAAACAGAUAAUCCAGCUCGUUUUGUUAAAUUAUGUCAAUUAAAAGGUUCACUUCUAGCUGCUGGAUUUUCUUUAUGUUUUGGUGGUUUAUUAGCAAAACUUGUGCGAACUUAUAUUUUAUCAACAAAAAGAUCUAUGAGUCAAAUUUGGUCAAUGUCUGAACUUUUUAUCAUUGUUGGAAGUUUACUUCUUAUUGAUUUAAUUGUAUUUGUUGUUUGGAAUAUAAAAGAUCCAUUACAUUUUAGUUCCGAAGCAACACGAGAAGGUCCAAUAACGAAUGAUGUUAAAACUGUUUAUCAAUUUCAACAAUGCCGUUCAAAUUAUCAUAUGAUAUGGAUUGGACUUUUAUAUUCUAUUAAAGGUGUAUUAAUUGUUAUUGGAAUUUAUUUAAGUUAUGAAACUCGAGCAAGUAAGCUUGAAACGAUUAAUGAUGCACAUUUAGUUCGUAUGUGUACUUAUAAUAUAUUUAUUGUUUGUUUGAUCUCAGCUUCAUUAACACUUAUUAUUGAACGUAACCAAGAUGCUGAUUUUGCAUUUGCAUCCAUAGCUAUUAUUCUUUGUUGUUUUGUCUCAUUCGGUCUUAUAUUUUUACCUAAAAUUCUAUGUAUUAUUCGUGGUCGUGAUCAGCCAUUUUCAUCAGCUGAUACUAAAGCUCAUUCAAGAUCAAAUUCAACUGGUGGUCACGGUGCAAAUCCUGCAACACAACAAUUAAGCAGUGAAGAUGAAGAAAAACAUCGAAAAUUAGUUGCAGAAAAUGAACAACUUAAAGCAUUGAUUGCUGAACGUGAAGCACGCGUCAAUGAGUUAAUAGAAAAAUUAAAACAACGUGGAAGUAAUAUUGUUAUACGUGAUGUUCAAAGAUUUAGUGGUAGUGCUGGUGCUAAUCAUAUGCCUGUUAUUCAUGAUGGAGAUCUAGCAGUAGCACUUGAUGCAGCAGCGUAUGUUAUGCGACGUCGAUCCACAUUUGUUAAUCCAAUUACAUUGAGCACACGUGUAUCGAAUGCUCUACUUACAACAACAACGUCGAUAGUACAGAAAACGAUUGAAGUACCAUCAGAAGCGAAUAAUAUUAAGAGGCCAUCCGGAUCAUCGUAUCGAGAAUCUGUCUGUUGA